Messenger RNA from Ruditapes philippinarum (Manila clam), 2057 nucleotides. Its product is annotated as NXPE family member 4-like. The transcript has 4 exons. Bases 119 to 1357 code for a protein of 412 amino acids. The record is from RefSeq and is a predicted model, not a curated record. NCBI's taxonomy places the organism in Eukaryota, Metazoa, Mollusca, Bivalvia, Venerida, Veneridae.
GUUAUUUAAAAUUGGAGAUAGAAUACGUGUUUUUGUACAACUAUUUGAUUCCUAUGGGAAAAGGAAAACAACAGGCGGCGAUUAUCUUCGUGCUAGAAUAUGGAAAGAAGAGUUUAAUAUGACAGCACCUGGAAUAGUGUUUGAUAAUACAAACGGAUCAUAUCUGAUAAUAUUUGAAUGUUUCUGGAGCGGACCAUCACAGAUAAUUGUAUCAAUAGCAUAUACGCAAGAAGCUGUUUCAGCACUGUUUAAGUUAAUGACAAAGGUACUUGCUAUGGUAAACAUUGAAGCAAGAUACGAACGUGGAAAUGAAACGGAAGAUUUGUUCUGUCAUCCCGACAUAGACCGCUUAAAGAUACAUACACAUUAUAAAGAAAUUUGCAAUUUUACUAGUUUGAAUUCGGGAUUACCAUGGUUUUGUGGGAAACCUAAAAGAAAAACUUUAGAAUGCAAGGAUUGGAAAUAUAGCAGACAUACAUACCAAGAUAAUACAAUUUUGCUAAAUCAAUGUGAAAAAGAUGUUUUGAAAAGAUCGCAUCAAAGGCUUGAACAAACUAUUAACGUUUCUAUUCAGGAGGCAAAGCAGACGACAGAACGCCUCUCUUGUUUCAAAUAUAAUAUUACUAAUUUGUGGUUUCUGAAACAGACAACCGGAUAUUUACAGAACACGACUUGGCAUACAACACAUUGCAAAGGUUUAAUCGGAAAAAAACUUGGCCGUUGUAUCAGAAAUAAAACGCUUUACCUAUUUGGAGACUCAACUGUUAGACAAUGGUAUUCAGCAAUAAAAAGACGGAUUAAUUGUAAACAAUUUACGAAGAAAAUGACAUAUCCAAUAUCUAAAUUAACAAAAGCAGGAUGUACCGCGACAAAUAAUAACUUUACAAUGUUUUUAGCACCGCAUUCUUAUCCGUUUUAUAUUAGCAAAAACCACUGGAAAUAUGCUUUGGAUUAUUUAACUUCAAUAUCUAGACGAAUUGACCAAAUAUCACCAUUUGAAGAUGCAGUCGUUUUGAUCCAUGUAUUUGCACACAUGAAAACGUUCCACUAUAAAAACUUCAGGAAAACGAUCAGCCACAUCCGUCAUGCCAUUGAAAGACUUUUAGAAAGGAAUAAACAUGUUAAAAUAUUCAUUAAGAUGCCACAUACAUUUACUGAGAAUAUUGCAGGAUUGAAUGACUUUUUCGGAUGGCAAUUUUCAAAAAUAAUAUUCGAGACAUUUGAUGGGCUAUUUGAUGAAGUAAUACCCUUAGAUCAAAAAGACGCAACCAUUGCAGCAAUGUCAAAAUUCUUGCACCCCCCUAACUUUAUAGUUGAGGCUAUGGUUAAUCAAAUGUUUAGUUACGUGUGUGAGUAAUUGAUCACACUUGAGAAAUUUGGAGAAAACAACAAAUAUUUAGAUUACCUAGAUGAGCAGAUAUUCAUUUUCUUUUGUUUAGAAUCUUAGGUCAAUCAAAAAAAUGUUAUGAAAUACAACUCAGUUACUGAAAGUGACAAGUUACGGUUAGUUUAUAUGAAUGCAAACACCAUGUUGCCGGUGCUAGGGGGCGUAAAGUAUGUUGCACUUUUUCAGUAGCUAUCACGAACAAACUCAAUCAAACCGUGUCUGCACGUUUCAUAUAUUUUUGCUGUUAUAAAUGAUUGCGAGGGAUCACUUUGUUUCCAUAUAUUUAUAUUGUCUGUAAGAUGAUAGACACAAGAAUUAAAACGGAAAUUUAUUUAGAAAAACAAAAUAAACAUGUUUGAUUUAGCCCGGUUUUCAAUUUUUCGAUUUUAAAAUUCAUUUUAUUUAGUUCCACAUUGUUUUCUCGUUUAGGGCAUAUGCAUUUUUUUUACUUGGGGACCAUAUGCCGCUUUUCAUGGAAUGGCACUUACGUGUCACAUUGAAGGUUCCAUGAUAACCGCCAUAUGAACACAUCUGCGGAUGUUUCAAAAUUCCAAAUUGUACCAUUUCAUGUUUAAUGUUGAAUUCUGUUUAAGCCGGUGCUAGGGGGCUUGGACGUUAGUUUGCACAUGACAGGACCGUCCAUGAACAGGCUCAAUCAAACCGAGCCUGC